AUGGACGAGGACAGCAGCAGCAGCAGCGGGAGCGACAAACCCAAUACCCACUCGAAGUCAACAUCCACCGAGGACUCGCUCGGCGUCAGCACAACAUCAUCCACAUGGACCAUUCUACCAUCGGAUAGGAUCGAGAUGGUGUUGGACAAUCCCAACAGCAACGAAGAGGCCAAAGUCCCAGGGGAGUCCCAGUGCGGCGACUCCGACGAAAAGCAUGAAAACGACAGAUGCAACCUGGCCGUGGUGGAGGACUCCCAGGCGGAUGACAUUUCCGAUGGCAUUUCCAUCAUCAGCGACUGCGAGAGCACCGAUCGCAUUUCACCCCAUCCCUUUCUGCGCGACACCCUGGCCGACCUGAACUUCAACGAGCUACCCAACACCCCCCUGCGGCUUAGUCCCAGAAAUAUAGAAGGAUUGCCGCUGACGCCGCCGCCACCGCCGCCGCUCAGGCAGCGACGCCACAAGCAUACCGAAACGGAGCCGUAUGUGGAGCCAGAGUUGAAUUUAUUGCAGCAAGAAACGAAGCUUGAGACCCUAUAUCGUAUGUAUCCGGUUAUGCAGAACAGCCUUACGGCCGUCUUCUAUGUGGGCGCCACUCUGGCUAUACUGGGCUUCAUCGGGAAGCUACAGCAUCCCGAGUGGCCGGGUUUUGGCAACGACAAGCCCAUAGCCGAGCUGGAGCGCCGAUUGGGGGAGUUGGAGAUGUCGAACAACCUGAUGCGGGCCGAGAUCGACAUAAUGUCCAAGCAACUGCAGUACCUAAGCUCCGGACAGGGUCCAGCCUAUGCCCCAGAUGGAUACUACAAUACCUAUGCCCAGGAGCAAGGGGGAAUGGAAAAUCGCCAAGGCAAAAAGUACAAGAAGUUCAAGGCCUGGCCCGGACUCGGCGACUCACUGGAACCGUUGGACAUAACAAAGGAGGACCUCAAGAAGCCCCACAAAUGCCGCGAUGGCCAGUACGUGAAGUUUGCCUCCAUGUGCUUGGAAAGCCCGCUACCGGCUCCCGAAUCUCUAGUAGAUGAGAUCGGUGAUGCUGUCCACGAUGUGCUGCAACAGUCUCAAGCCUUUCGCAACUUUGAAAAGGUCACCGAGAAACUAGGCACACUAGGCACUGACGGCGCCGAGGACGAGGGCGACGCCACUGGCACAAACGAAGCAAAGGCUUUCCAUCCAGAUGGUAGACAACAGGCAACAGGCAAUGGCAACGGCAAUCCCCAUAAACAACCCAAGCCGAAGGUGGAUCGAUACAAUGACAAGUACUCGCCGAAUGCCUCCAAGGAUCGGUACAACGAUAAAUACAAUCCGAAUCACUCGCACGAAGGCAAUCGGGAUAAUGGUCGCGGCAGGAGCAAGGAGGACCAUUCGAAGGAGUACAACAACAAGAGGCGUCACAACGACGAUCCAUCCAGGCGCGAGCGGGAGCGGGAACGGGAGCAGCGCUUCAACAAGAACGGCAAGAAGCAGCGCCAUACUAGCGGCGAGCGGGACGAGAGCGAUGGCGAUGGCAGCGGCAGUGGCGAAUGGCACGGGAAAUUGAUGCAGCAUCGCGAGCAGAGUCGCCACAGACACGACCAGAAGCGCAAGGACAACAACAACUGGUACAUUGAGCGCGGCGAUGGCCGCGAGCAGGCGCGCUCCACCGAAGCAGGACGCUGA
Messenger RNA from Drosophila persimilis, 1656 nucleotides. RefSeq lists its product as uncharacterized. The record is from RefSeq and is a predicted model, not a curated record. NCBI's taxonomy places the organism in Eukaryota, Metazoa, Arthropoda, Insecta, Diptera, Drosophilidae. The transcript has 2 exons. The coding region runs from base 1 to 1656 and encodes 551 amino acids.